This is a messenger RNA of Saccostrea echinata, 3059 nucleotides long. RefSeq names its product germ cell-less protein-like 1. Gene Ontology annotation, molecular function: protein binding. Lineage: Eukaryota; Metazoa; Mollusca; Bivalvia; Ostreida; Ostreidae. Gene Ontology annotation, biological process: germ cell development. The transcript has 14 exons. The coding region runs from base 24 to 1931 and encodes 635 amino acids. The record is from RefSeq and is a predicted model, not a curated record.
UUAAGAAUAAUAUUGGACAGAUCAUGGGCAACAAGUUAAGUUCUGCAUUAUCAAAUAAGUUUUCAAAACAUCCUGGUAGUGCACAUAGUAAAAGAGGAACCAAAAGAAAACUUGAAAUUGAAGCAGAUAAAGCAGACAGUGAAGAGAAAGUAGAGGGACAGUCAGAGAGCCCCUCUCCAGAAAAGUCGGAACUUGAAGUUGGCUUAGCUCCACUGUCGGACAUUCAUACACCGAAAAGAAAGCGACUCAAAUCAACAUCAAAGUACAUUUAUCAGACAUUAUUUCUUGAUGGAGAAAAUAGUGAUAUCAAAAUAUACGCACUUGGACAAGAAUGGAAACUUCACAAAAUAUAUCUCUCUCAGUCUCCUUACUUUGCUUGCAUGUUCAAUGGUUCCUGGCGGGAGUCAUUGCUGUCAGAAAUAGAGUUACAGAUCCCUGACCCAGCCAUAGACACUGCAGCUCUGAAGACAGCCUUUGGUUCCCUCUACAGAGAUUAUGUGUUUAUCAAGCCUGUGGAGGUGAUAGGGGUCCUAGCAGCAGCAUUUCUCCUACAGCUGGAUGGUUUGAAGCAGCAGUGCCUGACUUUGAUGAGUAACACCAUAAGUGGAGACACGGUGUGUAGCUAUCAUGAAGCCUGCUGUAGAUAUAAUGUGGAGAACUUAAAGACAGAAUGUUAUAACUGGCUCCUGACCAACAUCCUGACCUCAACCGACCUUGACCUCUUCAAACAGAUCAGUGUUGACAUGAUGAAAAACUUAGUAGGGGAUCCUAGAUUGUUUGUUAUGCAGGUAGAAAUGGAUGUAUACUCAGUACUUAAAAGGUGGAUAUUUCUGAAAGAGAAUCCAACUUGGUGUGGAGACUACAAGUCAUUGCUCUCCUUCAUUGAUGAAUUUUUUAAAAGAGCCGGUGAACCAGACUGCUUUCUUGAAUCAGCUCCAGGUCAGAAGUACUUACCAGCGUUCAGUCAUAUAAGAUGGCAGCAUAUUGCAAUAGAUCUGGACUCACUGCUAAUAUUAGAACAGGACAGGAUAAUCAAUCUGGAGUGGAUAAAGCCUUUAUAUCAUGGCAUGUGGAGAAAGAUGUUGAAAUUAGAACAAUCAAAGGACAAAGGUCCUGAGGAAAUACCUGAUGAAAAUCAUUUUAAUCAAACCUCCUUAAGGUGCGGAAGACUCCUCAAAUGUGAAGGAGAGUACUGUUGGCGAUGGGUUGGUUAUAAUUAUGGAGUAGACAUUUUACUCACCUAUGUUAACAACCUGAUCUUCAUCAAACGAAAUACUCUCAGCCAACCCAAUCCUCACUCAGCAAGCCUGGAAAAAGUCAGAAAUUUGGCCUACAGGCUGACUGUGGCCUCUGUGGACAAAGAUGGAAAAGUCACAGAGACAAAAACUACAGAGAUCCAGAAACUGUCCCUGCAUAAAGAUGAGGAAAUGCUAGCAUUGACCGUCACGAAGGCAUUCACAUUCCCUCUAUACCUGAGUAUGAACAUCUUACUAACCGGACAGGUGUCGUCACAACCAGACCAUAUCGAUAUCUGUACCGUGGCACAGUCCAGAAAACUACAGCACAACUCAUCCCAGACAUGUCACGUGAUAACGUGUAAUGCUGAGUCUCAGACAGAGAACACGGAGGAUAAGACCAACAAAUCGCUGAUACAGGACGUGUCCUUGUCCAGUUCUACAAUAAAACUCUGCAAUAAAGAGAAAGUGGUCAGUGAUCCUGGAAAUACGAAGAAAAAGCUCUCUAUUAUCAACCAAAAAUCCAGAAGUAAUGACAGUAAUCUGCCAAGCUCAUCAGCCACAGUCGAACUUUUAUCAUCGACGACUUCUCAAGCAAACGAAGCCGAAAAUACGUCCAAAGACUCUAUACAUUCAGCAUCUGUAAGUAAUGAGAAGCGUGCUUUAAGGUAUCCUGAGGAAGAAUUCAUCUUAUAAUGGGUAAAGGCAUCAUGUGACCCGCAAAUAAGAGACAAUUUGAAUUUUUGAGACCAUUAUUGUUUACUAUUGAACUGAUAUACACGGGUAGGACUAUUUAUAUCGAGGUCAGGAAGAUAUAUAGUUAAAGUGCUUCAUAGUGUUUAUCAAAAUUUAAAAUUAACAUAUGUUUAUUUAUGUGAAAGUCAUUUCAGUAUGGUAGAUGUGAAAGCUAAAACGCACAUGCCUUAGUUGUUUAAAAUGGAUACCUCAGAAGUAAAAACCAUUUUCACUUUAUCUUGGUUUAAGUUUUCAUAUUAUGUAGUACGCUCUUAAGGACAGAAAUCAGUCCAAAAGUUCAACUUAUUCCCUCUCUAAGGCACGUACUCAUUGAUUAAUGUGUAUGUCCAUGAUAAGAUUGUGUCAGUUUAAGAUCCCCUCUAAGGACAGGCGCACAUCAGAAAAAAAAGUUACUUAAGGUCUAAAUAAAUGUAUUGCAAUUUCUUAGAUGAGUGUUGGGUUGUUAGAUGGAUUAAAAAUACAUAAUUUGGAUUAAAAAUACAAUUUUGAACACAUUUUCUUGAUAUUUAAAGAAUUUUUAACUAAGGUAGAUUCAAUUUCUUUUGAAAAUUAUGAUUGUAGUUGUAAAAGUUGGUUUUCACCUAAUUGAAGUAUGAGUUGUUAGUAUAGUAGAUGGAACGAUGUAGUUAAAAAAAAUGAGGAUGAAUUCAUAGAUUACAUGUUAAUCUGGCAAGGGAAAUGCUAAUAUAUAUAUGUACGAUAAAUCAUAAAAGUUGAACGGGAAAAAGCAUCUGAGUGUAGCAGUAUUUAAAAGUGACAGUGUUAAUUCUCAAAAGAAACAAAGAAAUGUCACUCAAGUGAUUGUUCAGUAGAGCUUUACAAGAAAGGGUAUAAUGUAUAUAAAUAAUAAUUGGAAAAAAAUAUUUACAUUUUAAAUGUUAUAUGAGUUACUGAGUGAAUACAUAUAAAACAAGUGCCUGAAUGAAUAAUUAGAAAAGUGCUCAGAUGUCUAUUGAUGUGUCUUGUAUUACUGAUAUUGAAUAAAAUUUUAAAGUGUCAGAAUGAAUGAUUAAAUAUUAUCCAGAAUAAAAUUAAAGAAGAAAUAAAAUAAAUGGCAAAAGCACAAAA